UCCUUCGCAAACAAGAGUCCGUCAUGGCCUGAAACGCAGCUAUCCAGCCACCGUGAAUAUCUCGAUACUCCAUUAGAAGCCUUCCGCCAUCAUAAUGGACCCCGUCACUCUCGUCGGACUAGCGGCCUCCAUCCUGGCUUUGGUUGAGGUCGGAUUCAAGUUGGGCAAAACGGCCAGGGAAAUCUACAACUCCAAAGAUGGCAACAUCGAGGAAAACAAACUUCGGGAGACGCUCGGCGAGGCGACGCAGGCUGUUUCUAAGGGAUUGAAACCGCUGGGUAACGGGAACGAUGCAGCACAACAAUAUCUAUACAAGGUCGCCAAGGAAUCCGAAGACCAAGCGACGAGCAUGCUGAACCUCUUGGAGAGAAUCAGGCCAAAGAAGCAAUCUUGGCAUGCCCCAUUUUCUGGAGCGGCAAAAAUUCUUUGGCGGAAGCGCGAUAUUGAAGAAAUUGAACAGAGGUUAGGGGAAUGCCGUGGACAGCUAACAUUGAAUCUCGUCCACCUCUUGAGAAAAGAGUCUACAGAAUUUUUUGAUCGCCUUCUUUCCUCGACUAAGGAGGACGCAGAUACGCUUGGCCAGGUCCUGGACAACAUAAAGUACCUUCGUGAAAGACUUCCGAUCCAGGAGAUGACAGAGCAACUCAAACGGCUUGUGCACAUUGAUACAGAAAUCCUGCUGCAAAGCCAGAAAGACAGGAUUCUGAGCUCUUUGCAGUUCGAGGACAGAGGGAAGCGAUUUGACCAGAUUCACCAGCCUCAUGUUGAUACCUUCAAAUGGAUUUUCGAGGAGGAUAACACCGCAUCGACAACCAACAGUGAUGAUACUCUCAGCGAGAUGGAAAUGGAAAAGAAGUUGGAAAUGCAAUGCCGGUCUAGGGAAAAGUUCCUAAGUUGGCUCGCCUCACGCAGCGGCAUCUUCCACAUUCAUGGCAAGGUGGGAUCAGGAAAGUCAACCUUGAUGAAAUUCCUCGCUUCCCACGAGCGCACCAAAGCUGAGGCGAAGAAAUGGGCCGGAGACAAACAAGUCGUCAUUUCCAGCUUUUUCUUUUGGAAGCCCGGCCAAGACUUACAAAGGUCUAUACGGGGUCUCUGUCGCUCGCUCCUAUACGACAUCCUUAAGGAACGCCAGGAUCUGAUACCCGCAACGAUGCCCGACAUUUGGGCUGAAGCAAGACAAACUACAUUGCACACACUGACCAAGAUUGAGAUUUCAGCCGAUUCAAUUCAAGAGUCGCUUGAGAGAGUGCUGAAAUACAAACGUCUUUAUGAAAAACAUCGCUUUUGUUUUUUUAUUGACGGUCUGGACGAGCAUGUGACAACUUCAGAAGACCACCGAGACCUGGUAAAGCUGUUGCGUGGUUGGUCCACUCACUCAGAUGGAAACCUGAAACUUUGUGUUGCAAGCAGAGAAGAGGUUGACUUUAUGAAUGCAUUCUCGGAAGGCCCAAGCUUUCAACUUCAGGAGCUGACAUGGUUUGAUAUGCGGGACUUUGUUUGGAGCCGCCUUGAAGACCUUCAAAACGACGAGUUAAGGCUGCAAUUCGCGAACAGAAUUCCAGAGAAAGCAGAUGGCAUCUUCCUUUGGGUCUGCCUUGUGGUCAACGUCAUUCGCGGCAAGAUGGGCUACGUCAGUGACGAGGACUUGGAGAAGCACCUUGAAAAUCUACAGCCUGGGUUGGUGGAGCUCUUUAAACAGAUCAUCGACAGCCUUGACGACAGCAACCAACGAAAGACUUGCCGACUAGUACGUCUGCUGCAGGCAGCCAAAGCUACGCUUCUCGACGUACCCCUACUCGCAUUUUCAUUCCUUGAUGAAUACGAUAAGGAUAAGGAAUUCUGUACUAGAGAGGAUUUUCUACCCGCCAAGAAGGAUGAAAAACAGGUCCAUAAACAGCUUCGAGAUGCCUGUGGAGGACUUGUCGAAUAUCACCUCGGACAUAGUGUGCAAAUCUGGGGAUAUCUCGACUACGCCCACCGAUCUGUCCCAGACAUGUUCCAAAAAGCCGUCGCGACACUCAUGAAAGAGUCAUUGACAGGUUUCAAUGAUAUUGAUGCCUUGUCCCAUCUCCUCUUUGCAGCGGCCCAGUUCAUAGGCAAAGACGCAGCAUAUGCUCGGGGUCUUUGCGCAGGCAUAGCUUCAAUGCGCUUGACAAAUAAGGAUGAAGAGGCUCCUUAUCAGUUUCUAGAGCGCAUGAGCUCCUGGGUUGGAGGUCUCGACAUUCAAACCCUGGGCCGAAUCAAAGUAUCAUCGUACACAGCGGACCAGGCUCUGGCUUUCUCAUAGGGCAUACUGAUGCUUCCGCCUACGUCAAGGCCGCCGUCCGUGACAUCGAGAA
This is a messenger RNA of Ilyonectria robusta, 2339 nucleotides long. RefSeq lists its product as uncharacterized. The record is from RefSeq and is a predicted model, not a curated record. Bases 95 to 2287 code for a protein of 730 amino acids. The transcript has 4 exons. Lineage: Eukaryota; Fungi; Ascomycota; Sordariomycetes; Hypocreales; Nectriaceae.